CGAAUACAGAAAGCAAAGAGCGGCAAAUCUGCUGCUUCUCUGAGAUCUUCUCCGUUUGCGCCACCGCCACCUGCAAAGAGGAAUUCCGUCUCUCUCUCUCUCUCUAAGGAAAAGAAUACAAUGAAGGAGAGAGAAGAAGAGAAUUUCGUGACGCCGGGUGAUAUGCUGGGGAAAGCUCUAGAGUUGAAACCUGGCUACGGCGCUUACUUCUCGUCCCACGAUAAAGCCAUAUACGCCUCUCUCACUGGAUUCCGCUCUCUCACUCCUGCCCCUCCCGACUCCGACGACCCGAGGGCGACGGUGGAGGUGAAGGUUCACAAGGCACACGGUCCGGUGCUGGAGCCCGGAGUUGUCGUUACUGCAAGAGUGAUGGCUAAAAUGGCUUCCGCAGAUAUAGUAUGUAUAGGGCCCAAGUCCGUACGAGAAAAAUUCACGGGCAUCAUUAGAUCAUGCAUUUUAAACUUGGUGUAGGUGCAACAAUGGUUCCUAUAAGCUGGACAGAGAUGCAGUGCCCUCUAACAGGUCAAACUGAGCAUAGAAAAGUUGCGAAGAUCGACGUCGUCUGAAAAUAGGAUCCCAAAUU
Molecule: messenger RNA, 583 nt
Organism: Salvia miltiorrhiza (redroot sage)
Lineage: Eukaryota; Viridiplantae; Streptophyta; Magnoliopsida; Lamiales; Lamiaceae
Exons: 4
Coding region: 121-471 (116 amino acids)
Biological process (GO): RNA processing
Cellular component (GO): nuclear exosome (RNase complex); cytoplasm
Source: RefSeq, a predicted model, not a curated record